Molecule: messenger RNA, 1403 nt
Organism: Pogonomyrmex barbatus (red harvester ant)
Lineage: Eukaryota; Metazoa; Arthropoda; Insecta; Hymenoptera; Formicidae
Product: acyl-CoA Delta-9 desaturase
Biological process (GO): unsaturated fatty acid biosynthetic process
Cellular component (GO): endoplasmic reticulum membrane
Molecular function (GO): iron ion binding; stearoyl-CoA 9-desaturase activity
Source: RefSeq, a predicted model, not a curated record
CAGAAUAUACUCAACAUCAUCUUUAUUAUGUAGUUUCUUUCCAAUCUUCUAGAAGCGCGUUUCAGUGCGACAUCAUUUCAAGAAUUUCUUAUCUGAAUAGGACUAUUAAUCUCUUAAUAUCAAUAUGAAAAAAAUCAAAGAAGAGACUAACAUCAACAACAGUAAUAAUAGUAAUGAAAUGGGGAAAAGUAAACGAUUUAUGAAGUGGACUGCUGUUCUUCUUUAUAUCUAUCUUCACGUUUUCGGCAUCGUUGGAUUAUAUUUUUUGUUUAUCAAAGCGAAAUGGAUGACAGUAUUUUACUUUGUGUUCCUUAUCACAAUAAGUUCCAUAGCAUUAACGGCCGGUGCACACAGAUUAUAUGCACAUCAAACAUUUGUCGCAACGUGGCAACUCAGGCUUUUUAUAAUGUUAACACAUACCCUCGCAGGCGUGGGUUCCAUUUACAAUUGGGUUUUUUGGCAUCGAGUGCAUCACAAAUACUACGGCACUGAUAGAGAUCCGUAUAAUCAUAAGAAAGGGUUCUUUUACUCUCACAUCAUCAGUAAUCUAUUGUCAGUACCCACUGACAUAAAGAAAUACUCGAAAGACAUUGAUAUGCGCGAUAUAGAAUCUGAUGGAUAUGUUUGGACACAACGAAAGUUUUACUGGAUACUUUUCAUUCUGUUUGGAUUUCUACUGCCUAUUAAUAUUGCUAUAGAAUACUGGAAUGAAUCAACCAUAAAUUCAUUUUUAAUUAUUGGUGCUGCACGCCUGAUGAUAACAACCAAUAUUUCUUGGUUGGUCAAUAGCGCCUUAUUGAUUUGGGGUCUGAAGAAAGGAGACAAAUUCCCGGUUGACGACAAUUCUGUCUUUUUCUUAUCAAAAUCGUAUUGGCUGAAUUAUCAUUAUCUGCUUCCAUGGGACUGGAAAAGUGAUGAAUUUGGCACUUACGAAACGGGAUUUAAUACGUUCAUUGUCAAGAUGUGGCGUGAACUCGAUUUCAUUAAUGAGAUGAAAACCGCCACUAGUGACGAUGUGCGAGAAGCUCUUUAUAAAAUUGCCACGUCAAAGAUGACGAUGAAGGAAGCUUUGGAAGAGAUAAAAGCAAAUUCCGAAGAAGUUGCUUAUAAAGAGAAACUAAUAUUUCGCCAUUAGAGAAACAAGAGAAUAAAUUAUUUUAAUUAAAAAUAUGUAAACAAUAUUUUAUAAAUUUUAUUUAAAAUUAUAAAUUAAAAUAUAUUAAAUAAAAACCACUAAGAAUAAAUGCAAUUGUAAUGUCAAAGCGUAAUUAAUAUAUAUUUAUAUAAUAUAAAUAAAAUAAAUUAUUAAUUAAUAAAUAAAAUAAAAUAAAACCAAGUAAAAACUAUCAUUUGAACUAUGAAGCUUUAACUUAUUCUGAUAUCUAAAACGAUAUAAUUAUUCC